This is a messenger RNA of Teleopsis dalmanni, 2454 nucleotides long. RefSeq lists its product as uncharacterized. The coding region runs from base 1 to 2454 and encodes 817 amino acids. NCBI's taxonomy places the organism in Eukaryota, Metazoa, Arthropoda, Insecta, Diptera, Diopsidae. The record is from RefSeq and is a predicted model, not a curated record. The transcript has 5 exons.
AUGGCCAAGAUCGUGCAGAUAAACCUGAAACACUCUAAGUGUGCCACAGACAAUCUGGCUGUCUUACUCAGGGAGGAGGACAUCGACCUUGCCAUCAUCCAAGAGCCCUGGGUUCAUAGCUCAUGUGUCAAAGUGCUCAACAUCAAUGGGUAUAAUCUUUUUUAUGAUAAAGGACAGGGUAAGCCAAGAUCGUGCAUUUUAGCAAAAACGCACCUUAAUGCUUGUCUCUGCUCUCAUUUAAGUUCUUUAGAUAUCACCACCAUCCGGAUAGAGCGGAAGCUAAAACCUGCGGUUUUAGUAACAUCCGCCUAUGUGCCACACGAUGAUGAGGCUCCUCCAGAGGGGGUACUACUAGUCCAAAAUUUCGCGCAGACCGAGAAGCUAGCCUUGCUGAUGGGUUGUGACCCCAAUGCGCGGCACUCCUUGUGGGGAAGCUCGGAAAUUAACGAUAGAGAAAAUUUUGAGCUGCUAAAAAAUCUUUUCGGUAACACGAAAAUACAGGAACAAUCUUUCGAAAAUUUAACGGAAACACUAACGGAUCGUUUCCAGUCGAAACGACAUGUGGUCGCUACACGUUACGAUUUUUUCAAAAGGGAAAUGAAGCCACAUCAAUCAUACAGAGAGUGGGUAGCCGAUCUCCGCGGAUUGGCAAGAGAGUGUAACUUUUCGUGCUCAGCCCAGAAUUGUUUGCACAAUUUCGUGGAUGAUAUGAUUCGUGACCAAAUUAUUAUACGUACACCUCACGAUGCUGUGCGCACGGCUGCGUUCCAAAAGCCCCAACCGACACUUGCUGAUGUUUUGCAGAUUGCAGAAUUGUACGAAACAACCACUAAAACGGUGGCAACAAUUAAACAACAAACGAUCGAAAACUCAAUGCCUGUUAAUUCAGUUGUAAAAUUCAAAUCAUGUUCUGGCUGUGGAAACUCUUAUGCAAGAGAAAACUGUAAAUUUAGAAAUGCUGUAUGCAAUAGAUGUAGCAAAAUUGGACAUAUUGCGCCAGUGUGCAUGUCAAAACAAAACAAGAACAACAAACGUAAUUCAGGUGAUGAAAACAAGAAGAAAGAUUACCGUCGUAAAAGUCACAACAUUGGUACUGUUGAAACAAUUAACAGUUUAACAGGUAUUGUAAAAACUGAAAGCAAUAAGAAUUACAUUGACUUGGAAAUUUGUAAUAAAAUUGUGUCUUUCCAAAUGGAUUCUGGUGCAACAGUUUCUCUAAUAAAUAAGCGAACAUUCAAAACUCUAAAUUGCCCAAAGUUGCGAAAUUGUACAAAAACCUUAUUUGGUUUUGGCAAAAAUGAAAUUCCAGUGCUUGGUGAACUUUGCGUAGAUAUCAAAUGUGGCGGAGAAGAAAGGGAAGUGGUAAUCGUUGUCGUGGAUGUCGAAAACUGUAACAAUUUAUUCGGUUUCGAUUUAUUUAAAGAAUUCGGGUUUGAGAUUCAGCAAAUUUGUAACAUUACUGAAAGUGAAUCACACAGAAUUAGCGAGCUGUGUAAGAAAUAUGGUGAUAUUUUUGAACCAGCUCUUGGCACAAUAAAAAACUUUAAGAAAGAAGUCGAUCGAUUGACAAAUGCGGGUAUUUGGAAACCUGUGAAGUUUUCCCAAUGGGCUUCGCCUAUUGUACUAGCGCCAAAAGCUGAUGGUUUCAUAAGAAUUUGUGGGGAUUUUAAACAAGCAGUCAAUGCGCAAAUUGACAUUGAACAAUAUCCUUUGCCCAUACGCGAAAGUCUUUUCCAUAAAAUUAAAUACGGUCAACAUUUUACAAAAAUCGACCUUAAGGACGCGUAUUUACAAAUGGAAUUCGACGAUGAAGCAAAAACAAUAGUGGUUGUCAACACUCCACUUGGGUUAUUCCAAUACCAACGUUUACCGUUUGGGAUUGCAAGCGCUCCAGCUAUAUUCCAAAGAUAUCUUGAGCAGUUACUUCAAGGCGUAGAUGGUUGCGGAAAUUAUCUCGAUGACAUCAUCAUCUCCGCACCUACAUUUCAACAACACAUCAGCCGCCUAGUACAAGUACUUCGUAUUUUGCAACAAAAUGAUGAGUCAGGACUAAAAGCAGUCAAAAACCUGCAGCCGCCUAAAGAUCUAAAGCAAGCAGAAGCAUUCAUGGGUAAGGUAAAUUAUUACCAUAAUUUUAUACCUAAUUUUUCGCAAUUAUCUGCGCCAAUCAACAUGCUGCGCCGAAAAAAUGUAAAAUUCACAUGGGGUACAGCACAACAACAAGCAUUUAUAGCUCUUAAAACGCAUAUUCUCAAUGCAGCGCAAUUAGCACAUUAUCAGGAAGAUUUACCGUUGGUUCUAGCUACAGAUGCCUCCUCCUAUGGCAUAGGAGUCGUGCUCUCGCAUACGUACGUUGACGGUACAGAAAGACCUAUUGCUUUUGCAUCUAAAACUCUCGACAUUCAUCAACGACGAAUGUCGUUGAAGAAGAAGAAGAUUCACCUUGGUUACUGA